AUGACUUCCGAAGAUGACUUACCCGAGUGCUGCGGAUCCGGUUGUACCAACUGUGUUCUCGAUCGCAAAACUAAAUUCCGAAAGCUUCCCUCCUCGCGGACAAGCAUUCUGGACGGCGGCGCCUAUAAACCAUUCCUCUGCACUAACAUUUCGCAAUGCUCAUUCAAUACGUUCCGUUUCCGGUUUCAACAUCAGCCCUCACUGGUGGAAUCCACCGACGCUGCUGGUAACGAGCUUCACAUUUCCCCGGGAAGCCAUUUGAUGCUGCGUGCUCCAAGAGAUUGGCGCCAAACCAAUCGGCCCACCAACGAACUGUUCAUGCCAUGGCGAGCGCAAUCGAUGGAAAAAGCACGUGUCCAAAAUGGCGGCAUUGGCGCCAAAAAGUCCGCUGAAAAGUACGACCAAAGUGAGCGCGAUUUGUACUUCAGCCGACCGUACACUCCUAUUCGAGUGGAUUCGAACGCGUGUGAGUUCGAGGUGCUGAUAAGGUUGGAAGUAUGCGGGGAGAUGUCCGAAUAUCUGCAGACUUUGCACGCGGGAGAUGUGAUGGAAUGGAAGGGAACUUACACCGGGUUUCUAUGGGAACGGAAUGCCCGAAAGAGCCUGCUCUGUUUUGCACAGGGCGUAGGACUAGCUCCGAUUUAUUCAAUUUUAGCGGCCAUCUUGGAUGACGAGGAGGACGAAACAAGACUGAAGUUGGUUUAUUGCUGUCGAGAUAUCGAAGGGAUUCUGAUGAGAGACGAACUGUUGAAAAUGGGUGCUUUCUGGAACUUUGAAGCAGCUGUUUAUCUAUCUCGGAAAGUUUGUUCCUGCGAUGGAAAAACUACCAGGAGAUGUUCGUGCCUGUCAUCGAAAAUAAAGUACAGCGAGAGGAUCUUCAAUCACAGACUGGAGAAAAUUGACAUAGAGAAUUUAUUGCAUAGAUCUGGUCAGCAGGAUUCAGUUCAGGUCCUAAUCUGUGGGACAGAAUGUUUCACGAAGCUUGUAGAAAAUUGUUUAACACGGUUGAAUGUAAGAAAUGUUUAUAAAUUUUGAUAAUAAACAAGAUAUCCUAAGUCAAACAGAAAC
Aedes albopictus (Asian tiger mosquito) is the source of this 1068-nucleotide messenger RNA. RefSeq names its product NADH-cytochrome b5 reductase-like. NCBI's taxonomy places the organism in Eukaryota, Metazoa, Arthropoda, Insecta, Diptera, Culicidae. The transcript has a single exon. Gene Ontology annotation, molecular function: FAD binding; oxidoreductase activity. The record is from RefSeq and is a predicted model, not a curated record. The coding region runs from base 1 to 1035 and encodes 344 amino acids.